Messenger RNA from Eptesicus fuscus (big brown bat), 885 nucleotides. It is a transcript of the gene CHMP4C, whose product is annotated as charged multivesicular body protein 4C. Gene Ontology annotation, biological process: late endosome to vacuole transport via multivesicular body sorting pathway; vesicle budding from membrane. Bases 107 to 808 code for a protein of 233 amino acids. Lineage: Eukaryota; Metazoa; Chordata; Mammalia; Chiroptera; Vespertilionidae. Gene Ontology annotation, cellular component: ESCRT III complex; multivesicular body; cytoplasmic side of plasma membrane. The transcript has 5 exons. The record is from RefSeq and is a predicted model, not a curated record.
UGUCACCUGCCCCGACGGCUUGUUGAUCCCAGAGCGCCGCCUCGGAGGGAGGUCGGAGCGCAGACCCAGGACGCGGCUCCGGCCCCGGCCCCGGCCCCGGCCCAGCAUGAGCAAGUUGGGCAAGUUCUUUAAACGGGGGGCCUCUUCCCGGAGCCGCGCGGCGCCCAGCCCGCAGGAGGCCCUGGCGCGGCUCCGGGAGACGGAGGAGAUGCUGGGCAAGAAGCAGGAGUACCUGGAGAACCGCAUCCACCGCGAGCUCAGCCUGGCGCGCCGGCACGGCACGCACAACAAGCCAGCUGCGUUGCAGGCGCUAAAGAGAAAGAAGCGGUUGGAGAAGCAGCUCUCACAGAUCGACGGCACCCUGUCCACCGUCGAGUUCCAGCGGGAGGCCCUGGAGAACGCGCACACCAACACCGAGGUGCUGAGGAGCAUGGGCCUGGCGGCCAGGGCCAUGAGAGCCGCCCAUGAGGACAUGGAUUUGAACAAAAUAGAUGAUUUGAUGCAAGAAAUCACAGAGCAGCAGGAUGUCGCCCAAGAAAUCUCUGAGGCAUUUUCUCAGCGCGCUGGAUUCGGCCAGGACUUCGAUGAGGAUGAGCUGCUGGCAGAACUGGAAGAACUGGAGCAGGAAGAAUUAAAUAAGAAGAUGACAAAUAUCCGACUUCCGAGCGUGCCUUCCUCCUCCCUCCCAGCACAGCCAGUCAGGACGCCUGGCCCCGCGGGCACGGCCCCCAGGCCCCGAGCAGCACCUUCCCGGCGGGCAGGAGGAGAGGACGAGGACAUCAAGCACCUGGCAGCGUGGGCCUCUUAAACGGAAUGGCGUUGUUUUGACACGUAAAUCAAUGAGCUGUACAUAAGACAUAAAAAAUAUUUUUGCCAAGUUCAGAA